GGGGGGGCUUGGGACAGUAACAAAUUCAUCCAUCUAACUAUGCCUGAACUUGAGACAACCCUAGCAAGUCUAUGUGGCUUCUAAGGAAGAAGUCAGCAAUAAGCAUGUGUUGUGCUCUGCCCUGUGGAAUUCUGACCAGUAAGAAUUUAUCCAUGUUCUGUAAGCAUAUUAUCUCUUAUUAGCGUUUUUCUAAAUUUAAAACCACAAAGUUCCAAGAUUUUAGGCACCCAAAAGUGUUCAUACAACUUAGUAAUAAGAAUUUUCAUUCAGUUAUUUUAAUGCAUCUUUACCAGUUAGAUGUAUGUAGGAUACAUUUCAUUCCAUCAAACUUCAGUCCUCUGUGAAACAACCUCAAGCAGAUGCUUAUUAGAUAUUUGAUUUCUGAAUAGUUUUGAGAGAGAGAAUGGAAAAUCUAGUUUCAGAGACCUGCGAGCAUCAGAAAAUAUCCUAUUUUUUUUACCUGUGUCUUUUAUAACAAGUAGAAUCUAUGGUUUAGGUAUCUAUACUGAAUGCACUGAUGGAACUACAGUACAAAGAAAUUGAUGAUCCCUGUCUUAGCAUAUGAGACUUCAUCAUUUAAAAUCUUAAAUUCUACCCAGAGUGUGAUAGGUAAAAUAGUCAGACCUUGUAGACUAAAAGUUUACAUGCUUUCAGUGGUAGGGGCUACCUUUGUCAUUGUGGCCACAGUUAAUGUGGCACCGACGCUCUUUACUUUGUAGUUUUCUUUAAUGGUUAAGAACCUGGUGUCUUUUAGAGCGUAUUUCCUUUUUCCUUUCCUACUUGGACAAUUCUGCAUAUUAUGUUACAAUUUCUGGGUUAAUAAUAAUAAGAGAGGUAAAGAGAAAAUUGUAAAAGAAACUUAGUAGAAAUUAUGACAAGAUUUUAAAGCGUAUCUGACUGUCAUUAUGCAAAAUAAAUCCUUCUCGUUCAUCUAUCCUAAGCCACCUCCUGUGCCCUCUUAGCUCUUGCAGUGUUUUUAUGGGUACAAAAACAUGUGUAAGAGUAAUGAUGAUCUGUACUUCUCUUUUCCAGUGCAAUAACAGAAGGACUUUGAACUAAAAGGAAACCUUCUAGGGUUUGUCUUCCAUAAUCUUUUUAAAAUCUGCAUGUGUUAAUAUAUAUAUAGCUCCUGCAAUUUUCAGUUUUCUCUGUGACUCCCAUAUGUAAGAAAGCAAACUCUCAUCCCUGCUCUCUACAAAAAAACAUGCCUUUAUUCAGUACAAUGCAGUGCUUUUGUUUAUGAUGCAAUUAUUUUUUAUUCCUCCCCUUUAAAUGUUGUACAAACUGUCCCCCUUUCUAACAAACCUAAGAGCUGAUAAAGGGCAUGCCCAUUAUUGCUAUUACAAGUUGUUUUGUUUCUUCCUGUAAUACACCCUACCUUGGCAAUGCAGCCUCUCAGUUACCAUUUCAUUUGACCUAUAAAUCACUCUGCAGCAUGCAAAGCAACCAUAAAUGCAGAGUAAAUGAGAGCCUAACUUGACAAGUAUUAUAUAUAUGGCACAUUCCAAGGCUGUGCUUUGUAGUAUUCAUGUGUGCUUUAUUCCUUCCAGGAGGAAAUGAGGAAAUAUGUAGAAUCGUAAAACAAAUAAAUACAUAAAGAUCAGGAAAAAGGAAGGGAUGGAGGGAGAAUAUUUAUUUUUGCUAAUGAAGAUCUAAGGGAUUUUAAAAGAAUCUGAGUUCUCAGCUUUGCAGCUAGCUGUCUGAUUAAUACAAUAGAAAACCCUGGUUUUUUAGACUUUGAGAAAGCUGUUUAAAGUAUUUGAUAUGCUUGUUUCUAGAAAUACUGUAUCUGAUGAUAUUAAAAAGAAAAGCCCAUUAACACAGUGAUGAACGCUUAGUGUCUUUUUGCCUAUCAAAAAUUCAGAAGGAACUUAACUGCCCAAAGGAUCUUAGUCUAGCAUACCAUUGUUCUUUUGCUGUGUUUGUUAUAGAAAAUAUGCCUCUUGUGUAAUACUGGGAAUAAGAAUCUGCAUCUUCUCUCUUCUGGCAUGAAACUGCAGCAUGACCACAGCCCAGCCACCAGCUACAAAGGAGCAGGAACAACAAAAGGACCUGAGCACACGUGAACAUCUCGAUGUUUGUCUAGAGUACCUGAUGCCCUUGUGUUACUAAUUGUCCAGCAAAGAGAAGUCUCACCAUCUUACUUGGACAGGAAGCACGGGGAUAACACUGACAUCCAGGAUUCUACCAAGGUUGUGAUGCAAGAACGAUCUACAGAGGAGCUCCACAGGGGCCACCCGUGUGAGAGCAAACUAACUGAGCACACUGAACCACUGGUUAAAAGCAGAAAGACAGUGGUGACAGGAGGUGGAGGCUACCUGGGAUACAAUCUGGGAUGUGCUCUUCUCAAGUCAGGCGUUGCUGUUGUUCUGUUUGAUGUACGGAAACCUAAGUGGGAAAUUCCAAAUGGAGCAGAUUUUUUCAAGGGUGAUGUGAGGGAUUAUGAUGCAGUGUUCAAAGCAUGUGAAGGGGCUGACUGUGUUUUUCAUGUGGCUGCUUGUGGAAUGUCAGGAUUAGAACAACUUCAAAAGAAAGAACAGAUUGAAUCCAUAAAUGUUGGUGGCACAAAAAUAAUAAUUGAUGUCUGCAAACAAAGAAAUAUCCCUAGACUGAUAUAUACCAGUACAGUGAAUGUGGUAUUUGGAGGGAAUACUAUUGAAGAAGGAGAUGAAGAAACUGUGCCAUAUUUUCCACUGGAAAAGCAUUUUAAUCAUUAUUCUAGAACGAAGGCAAUUGCAGACCAAAUGGUUCUUGCUGCUAAUGGAACUUUACUCAAAGGAGGUGAUAAGCUCCAUACUUGUGUGCUUCGUCCACCAGGCAUAUAUGGACCAGAAGAGCAGCGCCACCUGCCACGAGUAGCUAUAAAUAUCCAGCGGAGACUAUUUAACUUCAAAUUUGGGAAUCACAAAGUUCAGAUGAACUGGGUUCACAUAGGAAACCUAGUACAAGCUCACUUACUAGCUGCUGAGGCUCUCACCUCUGAGAAGGGUUAUGUAGCAAGUGGACAAGCGUAUUACAUACAUGAUGGUGAAAAUGUCGUAUUUUCCGAAUGGAUAGUCCCUUUAUUUGAAAAAUUAGGCUAUAGGAAGCCCUGGAUACAUAUUCCUGUUCUCCUGGUUCACAUUGCAGCCACUGUGAUGGAGUAUCUGCACCUGGCACUAAAGCCAGUUUUUAUCUUUACACCUUUCUUGACAAGGAAUGAGGUGUGGAACGUUACUGUAACUCACACUUUCAGAAUAGAUAAAGCACGAAAUCAACUUGGUUAUAAACCAAAGAAAUUCUCAUUAGCUGAUUCUGUGGAUCAUUAUCUUAAAACAAGACCUAUUUGCCAAGAAGAUCACACAUUCCUUAAAAUGUUGUUUGCUUUUGGCCUUUUAUUAAGUUUGAUGAUUCUUUAUUUCUUCUAAAACCAAAUAGCUACCCACCUGUUCCAGAAAAACUAAUUUUGUUUCUGAGUAUUAAUGAUCUGGUCAUAGUAUAUUCCUCAGUCACUAUGGAAUUGAUUGUUCUUAUUCCUUAUUCUUAUCACUGUGAUGACUUCUCUCUGAUCUUAAAAACAAACAAACAAAAGUGAAAAUGCAAAGCACAUCAAUAAAUGUUCUCAUAGGACAAAAGCAAAGGAGUGUCACAAAAUCAAAGGAGUUCACUACCAAUGGAUGGAGGAAGAGUUUUAAUGAAUCUUCGUUAAUGGAUUACUUCAUACUGAGAAUAUCUUUCUAAAAGUGCGAAUCCAGGAGCAUAAGAAAUUGGAAGAGGAACCAAUGUAGCACUGCAGUGCUGUAGCAAGGUUGUGGCCCUAAUGAAGAAACUGCUCUGAUGAAGCCGCUGCUACAGCUGUGUGAGGAAUUAUGAAGACCUGGGAAAUAUAUAUAUAAAAUAAACAUAAAUAUUUAUAUAGUAUGUAUAUAUAACAGGUGGGAGAGGACUGAAUGUCAUAUUUAUGUGAAAUAGUUUGUUGUUCAAAAUGUGUGUAAAAGAUGUAAUAAAGUAUCAUUACACGUGUUUGUAAAUGAAAUAUUUUUUUGAUGCAAUAAUAAAUCAUAACUGAACCAGC
Oxyura jamaicensis (ruddy duck) is the source of this 4054-nucleotide messenger RNA. Its product is annotated as putative short-chain dehydrogenase/reductase family 42E member 2. The coding region runs from base 2199 to 3407 and encodes 402 amino acids. The transcript has 13 exons. Gene Ontology annotation, molecular function: 3-beta-hydroxy-Delta5-steroid dehydrogenase (NAD+) activity. NCBI's taxonomy places the organism in Eukaryota, Metazoa, Chordata, Aves, Anseriformes, Anatidae. The record is from RefSeq and is a predicted model, not a curated record. Gene Ontology annotation, biological process: steroid biosynthetic process.